Molecule: messenger RNA, 6369 nt
Organism: Adineta steineri
Lineage: Eukaryota; Metazoa; Rotifera; Eurotatoria; Adinetida; Adinetidae
Source: the annotation of a GenBank genome assembly
AUGAAUAAUUUAGAAAGUAGUGUAUUGAUUUUCUUUUCUAAAUUAGGUUGUUAUGCACCUACUAUUACAUUGAUUCCAAGUCAAUCAAGUUUAGCGUCUCCAUUACAAUUUCGACGAAGCCAAGAUUUUUCUAUUAGUUCGAUCAUUGGAUUCAAUUGUAAUGGUUCACUUGCACGAGAAACUCAAUGGACAGUUAAGAAUUGCACUUCUUCUUCGUGUUUAUCUCAAUUUCAAUUAAAUGAAAAAGUGAUAACAACAUUAAGUGAAUUUUAUGCACCAGCAAAAACCUUUGCUUAUGGUAUCUAUGAAUUAACAUUAACUGUGACAAUGACUAAAUCACCUAGUUUAAAAUCGUCAUCGUCAGCUUAUGUGCGAAUAACUCCAACAGGUAUAACACCAAAUCUUGUAGAAUUAGGAACAUCAAUGGUAACUCGUGGACAUCAACAAAAUCUUUUACUUGAUCCAGGAACAUUUUCUGUUGAUCCCGAUGAAGAUUCAUUUAAUGCUAGUAAAUGGAAAUAUGAAUAUUAUUGUCGAAUUUAUGGUGAGUCAUACAAUUUUCCCAAUUUACAAGGUAUAUUAUUGUCAAUUGAUGAUCCAAGAGUUGAUCCAUUAGAUCCAUCGUGUUUAUCAAGUCGAUCAAGUAAAGUUUAUGAUUUUCAUUUUGAUCAAUUUAAUAAUAAUUUUAAUUUCUUAAAAAAAGAUAAUGGAACACAGUUCAUAUUUGGAAAUUUAACUUCAUCACCAAAAUCAUCUUUAACAAUCCUUGGUGGUUCACUUCAAUCAAAUCGAACAUAUCAGUUUAUGGUGUAUAUGGAAAAUCGUCAAAAUUCUUCUCUUCAAGCAACUGGUUAUGUACUUGUGACAGUUACAGACACUCAACCAGAAUUGAUUGCUGUUGGUUGUGUUAUAGGCGUAAUGUGUGUACCAAAUCAAGAAUUUCAAGUUCUUAAUCCAACAACACAAGUUGCUUUAUUUACUGUUUGUGUUGAUAUUUGUCCAAUUAUUCUGAAUAUAUCAUGGAAUAUUUAUCAAGGAGAACAAAAUUCAUCUUCUAAUAGUACACAAUGGGUUUUAUUCAAUGAUAUUAUUUUAUAUGAAAAUAUUUGGUUUUUUGGUAAAACUACAAGUAAUUUUACUGCAACAAAUCAAUUAUUUCUUGAUAAUCCUACGAUAAAUUUUUGGCGAUUUGAAGUUGUUUAUACUUUUAUUACUGAAACAAGUUCAAGUGCAUUAAAUUUUGUUAUGAAUCAAUCUCCGACAAAUGGUUCUUGUUCAAUUAAUCCUCAAAGUGGUUCAACAAGUACUUUAUUUACAAUUUCAUGUCCAUAUUGGUUUGAUGAAGAUGGCAUUCAAGAUUAUUCACUAUUUGUUUGGUCAAAAGAUUCAUCAGAAAAAAUCUUCAUUGCUUUUUCACCAGUACCAGAUUUUCAAGUUCGAUUACCAUCCGGAGAUAAUCAAACAUCAUUACUUAAUAUUAUGAUUUAUGUUCGAGAUCUUCUUGAUUGUGUCACACAAGUUAAUAUGUCUUCUAUAAGUGUUAUACAAAAUUCAACAGAAAUUUAUAAUUUAAUUGUUAAUUUACAAAGUUUUGAAAAUGGAAUAACUAAUAAUGAAAUUGUUCAAUUACUUUCUAGCGGAAAUCAAAAUAUUGUUGGACAAGUUAUUACUUCACUUUCACAACAAUUAAAUCAAAUGAACAGUCAAAGUGUAGAUAAAGCUAUUUCAAAUGGAAUUUCUGUUACAAGUAUUUCAAUAUCAUCAUUAACAAGUGCAAAAUUACAACAAAUUACAGUACCAUUUAAUGUAUCAGCUCUAGUUGAAUGUGAAAAAGAUUUAAAUAAUCAAGCAAAUGUUCGAGAUUAUAUAAUAACAUUUAUAACUGAUCUUGCAAUUACAACAUCAAAUAGUAUUAUAUUACAAGCAACAUCAUUAGUUCAAUUAACUCAAUCUACAAAUCAAUUAACACGUGCAGCUCUAAUGUUAAUAUCAGAUCGAUGUUAUCAAUUAACUGUUGCUUUACAAUCGAUGUCAACACGAAUUUCUUAUGAAAAUGCUCAAAUGGCAUCAACUCAACUUAUACAAUGUGCUUCAAAUAUUUUAACAGCUGUUAAUGGACCAUUACAAGAAAGAACAAUUGUACUUGAUUUAGAUUCAUUACGUGCAAAUACAUUACCAACUGAUUAUGAUACUGAUCUGGAAUCCGAUUGGUCAAAUCCAAAUUUAUUUGCUGAUGGAAAUGAUUUUUCGAGUGCAACAAUUGAUAAAAAUCGAAAUAUUUAUUAUCAGAAACAAUUAGCAAAUGAAAUAACAAAUACAACAAAUAAAAUAAUUUCAUUAUUAACAUCUUCAUUAAAUAUUCAAUUAAAUAUUGGUCAAAAUUCAACAAUAAAUACAUCUCAAACAUUUAUGUCAUUAGCAACAAUAUCAAUUAAUUCUCUUUCAAAUAAACAAAUUCAACAAAUAGAUAAUGCACAAUUUAAUAUUCCAUCUAAUAUUAAUAUUAAUAUAACUAAUAAUUCAGCAAUAUCAAUUCGAUCCAUAAUGAAUACACUUGCUUCAUCUGAUAAAUCUCAAUCCAAUACAAAUCUUUCAAGAUUAAUUUCACUUUCAAUUCUUGAUCAAUAUGGAAAUCAACUUUCUUUCGAAACAAAUUCAAAUGAAACAAUUCAAUUAAUUAUACCACGUGAUCAAAAUCUUCUUAUUCCUAAUAUGAUUUUACAAAAUGUUACUUCAACUAAUACAACUCUUCAAAAUCAAUUAUUUUAUCUAAGUUAUAUUGAUAUUACAAAUCAACUUUCGAUUUCAGUCCAUUUUGAAAUUUCUCCAUUAAAUAUAAAUCUUGCUUAUUUAUUUAUUUAUAAAUUUGAUCAAACACCAUUAUUAAAUAGUUCAAUUAAUUUCAUUGAUGGAUGGACAUUAUUUUGUCCUUCAAAUUUAACAAAUGAAACUAUUUAUAAAUAUUUUAUUAAUAAUCAACAAACAUCUGGACAUCAAUCAUUAAUAUUUGGUUUAAGAGAAUUAAAUUCAACAGAAAUUAUUGAUUAUUGUUCAAAUAAUAAUAAUACUAAUAAUGAUCUUCCGAUUACAGAUGAAAAAUUUAAUUUUACAUCAAAUUAUCAACUUCGUAUAUAUACAUCUGGUUGUUAUUAUCUUGAUCAAAAUAAUCAAUAUAAAUCAGAUGGAUUAAUUGUUGGACCAUUAACAAAUCAUUAUGAAACAGAAUGUUUAUCAACUCAUUUAACAUCAUUUGCUGGCGGUUUUAUUGUUUUACCAGAACCAAUUAAUUGGAGUUAUGUUUUUGCCAAUGCUGGUUUUAUGAAAAAUAAAACAAUUUAUUUAACAAUUAUUUGUAUGUCUAUUGCUUAUAUUAUUUUGAUGAUUUUUGGACGUUAUAAAGAUAGAAAAGAUAUUGAAAAAUUAGGAGUAACACCAUUACCUGAUAAUGAUAAAUCUGAUCAGUAUUAUUAUCAAAUUAUUGUUUUUACUGGUCAACGAGCAAAUUCUGGAACACAAUCAAAAGUUCAUUUUAUUCUCUCGAGUGAUAAUGAUGAAACAAGUGUUCGAACAUUUUCAGAUCCUCAUCGAAAAAUAUUUCAACGUGGUGGAAUUGAUUCAUUUAUUAUGAGUGUUCCAAAAUCAUUAGGAUUAUUAAAUUAUAUUCGUAUUUGGCACGAUAAUUCAGGAGAAGGUUCAUCAGCAUCAUGGUUUUUAAAAUAUAUUAUUGUCAGAGAUUUACAAACAAUGGAAAAAUUUUAUUUUAUUGCUCAACGUUGGUUUUCAGUUGAACAAGGAGAUGGACUUAUUGAACGGAUUUUACCUAUUGCUGGUGAAAUGGAAAAACAAAAUUUUUCUUAUGUAUUAUCAAAAAAAGCUUAUUUUAGUAUAUCCGAUGGUCAUUUAUGGUUUUCCAUUUUCUCUCGACCACCAUCAAAUAAAUUUACACGUGUUCAACGUUGUACUUGUUGUUUUGUUUUAUUAUUUGCUUCAAUGUUACUUAAUAUAAUGUAUUAUGAUUUAUCGGCUGAAGCAAAAUCGACAAAUAAUACAGAAAGUAAUGGUCUAUCGAUUGGUCCUCUUUAUAUUGCACCAGAACAAAUUGGAAUUGGUAUAAUGGUUGAAUUAUUCUCGUUAGUUCCAAGUAUUUUCAUAGUUCAAUUCUUUCGACGUAUUCGACCUCGUCGACAAAUUUCACCAUUACGUCAAGCAUUGGAGAAAAUAAGAUCAUUACCACACACUGAUUCAAAAGAUAAAAAUAAAAUUAAAAAUAAAAAAAGUCAAUUUACAUUUCCUUGGUGGUGUUUAUUUAUUGCUUAUACAUUUUCUUUUAUGAUAAUUGCUGUUUCAAUGUUUUUUAUUAUUGUUAAAGGAAUUAUAUUUGGUGAUUUAAAAACUCAACAAUGGUUAACAUCUGUUUUUACUGGCUUUUUCUCAUCAAUUAUUCUUACUCAACCAAUUAAAAUUUUAGGUUUGGCAGUAUUUUUUACUCUGUUUUGUCGAAAUCCAAACGAUGAUAAAGAAGCAAAAGAAUAUAUAGAUGAGACUAAUUUUGAAUUAGAUGGUGAUGAAGAUUAUCUUCAUUCGAAUGAUUUUUCAUUGAUUUCAAAUUCUUCAAAACGUAUUACUCGUCUAAAUGAAAAUGAAGUAGCUUUUCUUCGUGAACAACGUUUAAAAGAACUUCAAAUGUGGUCAAUUAUUCGAGAAUUUAUAAUUUAUGCCAUAUUUUUAAUAUUAUUGUUUAUAAUAACUUUUUUAAAUCGUACACAAAAUAGUUUUAAUCAAACUGAUCAUUUACAAAAAUAUUUUUUAAAUACAAGACAAACAGAUUGUGAUUAUACACAAAUUUUAACAAUUGAUGAUUAUUGGAAUUGGUUAAAUAAUAGUUUUAUUUCAAAUCUUCGUGCUCAACAAUGGUAUAAUGAUGAUCAACCAGUAAAUUUGAAUGGAUAUAUAAAUGAUAAAACAAAUCGAAUGAUUGGUUGGGCAACAAUGAGACAAUUACGUAGUAAAUCACAAUUAUGUUCUGAUCAACGUAUAAUGCCAACAUGUAUUGAUGAUUAUAGUUUAUUUAAUGAAGAAAAAGAUUCAUUUCAACCAGGAUGGACACUCAAUCAAACAUUAAUAGAAGAAGAAGAUUAUAGUUCAUCGAUCUUAAAAGCAUUUCAAUAUGAAUCAAGUAAAGAAUUAGAUACAUAUGCUUAUGUAGGUGAUUAUGGAACAUAUAGUGGAGAUGGUUAUGUCUAUGAAUUUCGUGGUCGUUUAUCUGAUAUUAAAAGUAAUUUAUCUUUACUUCAUCAAUUACAAUGGAUUGAUUCAAAGACAAGAGCUGUUAUUAUUCAAUUAACUUUAUAUAAUCCAAAUGUUGCAUUAUAUACUUCAGUUACUUUUCUUCUAGAAUUUUUAUCUGCAAGUGGAAUUUCUCCGUCAGCUCGUUUUGAACCACUUAAUUUCUAUGUAUUUACAUCAUUAACACAAUUGAUUUGUACAAUUAUUUAUAUAGGUUUCAUUAUUUAUUUUCUUAUUAUUGAAAUUAAAUUAAUAAUGAAACUGAAUUUGAAAUAUUUUUAUGAAUUUUGGUCAAUAAUUCAAGUUGGUAUAAUAAGUUGUUCAAUAACAAGUAUUAUUAUUUAUAUUUGGCGUUUUAAAGAAUAUAAUCGUUUAAGUUCACUUUUUCAACAAACAAAUGGAUAUGUUUAUGUUAAUUUACAAAUGACAGUUUAUGUUGAUGAUGUUUUAACAUCGCUUCUUGGUUUUUGUUGUUUUUUUGGAACAAUUAAAUUUAUUAAAUUUAUUCGAUUUAAUAAAUCAUUAAUAAUAUUUGUUCAAACACUUAAAUAUGUUACAAAAGACAUUAUUUCAUUUUCAUUUAUGUUUUCAAUUGUAUUUAUGUCUUUUCUUGGAUUAUUUUAUUUAUUAUUUAAUUCAAGUAUUGCAUCAUGUUCAAGUUUAUUAUCAACAGCUCAAAUGUUAUUUGAAAUAACAUUAAUGAGUUUUGAUGCAACUGAUUUUACUGGAGCUGAUCCAUUUCUUGGUCCAUUUUGUUUUUCACUCUUUAUUAUUAUUGUUGUUUUUAUAUGUUUAAGUAUGUUUAUGUCAAUACUUAAUGAUGGUUUUCAUCAUGUUGAAGAAACUCCAAUUGAAGAUCAACACAUUUUAUCAUAUAUGUUAAAGAAAUUUUUAAAUUGGACACAUUUGAGAAGACCAAAUGUCGAAGAAACUUAUGAAAUACGAGACUCACGAAUGCAUUCUCAAUAUAUUGAUCCAAUUGAAAAUUUUCCUGAUAAAAUCGAUCAAUUGUUAGAAGCAAUCGACCGAAUUUAUAUUAAUCAAAGAAAAGAAUUAUUAAAAUUAAAAAGAGCUGGUGUUUAA